Aureobasidium namibiae CBS 147.97 is the source of this 594-nucleotide messenger RNA. RefSeq names its product density-regulated protein DRP1. Gene Ontology annotation, molecular function: mRNA binding; translation initiation factor activity. Bases 1 to 594 code for a protein of 197 amino acids. The record is from RefSeq and is a predicted model, not a curated record. The transcript has 4 exons. Gene Ontology annotation, biological process: formation of translation preinitiation complex; translation reinitiation. NCBI's taxonomy places the organism in Eukaryota, Fungi, Ascomycota, Dothideomycetes, Dothideales, Saccotheciaceae.
AUGUCUGAAACAGCAAUUCUCCCCCCUAAGCAGGUCGUCUACUGCGGAGUCUGCAGUCUUCCCCCAGAGUACUGUGAAUUCGGCGGCACCACCAAGAAGUGCGAAGAAUGGCUCGAGUCCAAGCACCCCGACCUCCACACCAAGCUCUACUCUGAAGACGCCGUAGCAGCCAACCUCUCCACCCUCUCCCUCGACGCCCAAAAACGCGCCGAAAAGGACGCAAAAAAGAAAGAAGCAAAAGCCACCGCCGCAGAAGCCCGCCGCGCCGAAGAACUCGCCACCUCAAAAAUAACAAUCAAGCGCGUCGAACGCAACAAACGCAAACACGUCACCGAAGUCUCCGGUCUCGAAGCCUUCAACAUCGACAUCAAAAAACUUGCCAAAGAACUGGGCAAAAAGUUUGCGACUGGCUCCUCGGCGGGUAAAAUGCCCGGUGGUGUGGGUGAGGUCAUUACGAUCCAGGGGGAUUUGAGUGAUGAGGUUGGAGAGUGGAUUUGUGAAAAGUAUGAGCAGGUGCCCGAGGAUAAUGUCGAGUUUGUCGAGGAUAAGAAGAAGAAGAAUAAGGCUGAGCCGCCGAUGGUUGCGCCUCAGUAG